Molecule: messenger RNA, 1787 nt
Organism: Momordica charantia (bitter melon)
Lineage: Eukaryota; Viridiplantae; Streptophyta; Magnoliopsida; Cucurbitales; Cucurbitaceae
Product: cytochrome P450 81Q32-like
Molecular function (GO): heme binding; oxidoreductase activity, acting on paired donors, with incorporation or reduction of molecular oxygen; monooxygenase activity
Source: RefSeq, a predicted model, not a curated record
ACCAAGUACUGGAGUGACCAUAGAAAUGGAAUUUCUUUUGCUUUCUAUUCUCUCUUCUCUCUUCUCUCUUCUCAUUGUCUUAAGCUUUCUACCGCGACCUCGUCGCGGGAACCUACCACCAAGCCCGCCUUUCGCUCUUCCAUUGAUAGGUCAUAUCCAUCUCGUCAAACAUCCCGUCCAUCGAACGUUUCACAAAAUCUCCAAAAAGUUCGGACCGAUUUUCUCUCUUCGAUUCGGUUCACGUCUCAUUGUAGUUGUAUCAUCUUCUUCUGCCGUGCAAGAAUGCUUUACAAAGAACGAUAUUGUUCUUGCAAAUCGGCCAAUAAUGAAGAGUGGGAAGUACUUAGCAUACAAUUACACCACCUUGGGGUCCUCCCCUUACGGCGAACAUUGGCGAAACCUCCGUCGAAUCAGCGCCCUCGAGGUAUUGUCGACAAGUCGUCUUAAUUCUUUCGUGGGAAUCCGAGAAGAUGAGAUUAAACGUUUGAUGCAUAGAUUAUGCGGCGAUUCUUUGGAAGAGUUUGCAGUGGUGGAAGUGGAGCCAUUGUUUUUAGAUCUUACGUUUAGUAUUGUCAUGAGAAUGUUGGCUGGGAAGAAGUAUUAUGGGGACGACAUGUCGGAGGAUUCGAGGCAAUCGAGGAAGUUUAGGGAGGUGGUGACACAGAUUCUAGCUCAUGCUGUGUCGUGGAAUCCAGGAGAUUUCAUUCCCAUGUGGAACUUGAUUGAUCCAAGUGGUUUGGAGAAGAGGAUAAUGAAGCUUGGACAGAGAGCUGAUGAACUCUUUCAAGGAUUAAUUGAUGAGAUUCGGAAUCAGAACAAUGGAGGAAACACCAUGAUUGACCAUUUACUUGGCUUGCAAAACACACAGCCAGAAUAUUAUAGUGAUCAAGUUAUCAAAGGCAUUAUUCAGGAUAUAAUAUUAGCAGGGAUUGACACUUCAGCAGUGACCAUAGAAUGGGCACUAUCUCAUCUGCUAAACAAUCCAGAUGUUUUAAAGAAAGCAAGAACUGAGAUAGAUUAUUGCAUUGGACAAGAGCGUAUGGUAAAUGAAGCUGAUUUAUCGAGUUUGAGUUACCUACAAGGAAUAAUCUCCGAGACUCUACGGCUAACUCCCACAGGUCCUAUCCUCAUCCCACAUUGUGCAUCUGAAGACUGCAAAGUAGAAGGUUACGACAUUCCACGUGACACCAUUGUAUUGGUGAACGCUUGGGCUAUACAUAGAGAUCCAAAUUUAUGGGAAGAUGCUAAAAGUUUUAAGCCGGAAAGGCAUACAAAUGCAAUAAGACCUAACACAUAUGAACUACUCCCAUUUGGUGUUGGAAGGAGAGCAUGUCCUGGCAUGGGAAUGGCACAACGAGUAGUUGGCUUGACUUUGGCAUCUUUGAUUCAAUGUUUUGAGUGGAAAAGAGUGAGCAGCUCACUAGUUGACAUGACUGAAGGUGAAGGAACAACUAUGCCAAAAGCUCAACCAUUGAUUGCCAAGUGUAAACCACAUCCAAUCAUGAAAGUUAUUCUCAGCAAAAAUAAUUGACCAACAUGAGCUCGAGGUUUUCUUUGUCACUCCCAAAACUUCUUCGUUUUCAAAGGAACUAGACUUUGGACGGGUCAACCCUCUUUUUUAUGUGCCGCUUUACGAUUAAAGAAUAUUUGAAAAUAGAUUUCCAAAAACUAGUAAAAGGAUGUAACUAUGAAUAUUCUGAUUUUGAAAUAAUGGAAACUAUUACAUAUGCGUGUAUGUAGAAUAGAAUAAAUUAUAGUUGUAAUGGAAGUUAAGUUUGUUUGUGUGA